This is a messenger RNA of Seriola dumerili (greater amberjack), 975 nucleotides long. It is a transcript of the gene cmc4, whose product is annotated as C-X9-C motif containing 4. NCBI's taxonomy places the organism in Eukaryota, Metazoa, Chordata, Actinopteri, Carangiformes, Carangidae. The record is from RefSeq and is a predicted model, not a curated record. Gene Ontology annotation, cellular component: mitochondrial intermembrane space. The transcript has 3 exons. The coding region runs from base 105 to 299 and encodes 64 amino acids.
GCGGAAGGAGGAAGUGGCAUUAGCGGCUAACAUUAGCUUAACGACCUUUCAUCCGAGAUCUGACUACUACUAACUUAUGCCGACUUCCCUGAACCGACAAAGGCAUGCCACAGAAAGAUCCGUGUCAAAAGCAAGCAUGCGCAAUUCAAAAGUGUUUACAAGCUAAUAAAUACGUGGAGAGCAUGUGCGAGGAUGUGAUCAGGGAGAUGCGGCGGUGCUGUGAGAUGCAGGCUGGAAACUCCAUCUGCUGCUCCGGGUUCAAAGACUCAAAACCUGCGGAGAAGAAAAGUAAAACAUAGCUCCCUGUGGGAUGCUUUUGAUGGUAAUUAUGUCAGAAAGUGACACUGUGUCAUUGUUGUAUUGACCGAAUAACUGCUGUGUUUGUUGCAACAUUGCAGACAGACAGAUGUUUAUUACAUCAUGUGGAAGAAUAUGAAUUUCCACAUUUUGGCACAUACGUAAACUGGAGCCGGUAAACACACAGUAUAUGGAGUGUAACUUUUAUUAAUGUUAAUAAUUACAUCUGUGUUUGACAAGCCAUACACCCAUGUGGCACAGUCUCAGCAUAAAGCUGAACACUGUAAUAUAAGAUGCUCAAUGUAGUAUUUAUUAAAGGGAAGUUUGACUGAAUUACUUUCUACAGUGUACCCUGUUAUUUUGUCACACCCUGUCAUCAAGUAUGAGUUACACUUGUUUGUGCAUGUGGGCGAUGAGCUACACAGUUCUAUUGCAGAUGUAGCUUAAGGCCCUACACACCAUUUGUAAACCCACACAGUAGAUCUAAAUUAUUUUUGCCUGAUUAGACCCAUAGACUGGAUAUGAAGUAAUUAUUCCCUUCUCACGACUGUCGGGGCAUGUACGGAUGUACUUCAUCCCCCUGUCAGCUUUGUUGCACCAGUUAAAGCCAGACAAAUUACACUGUUAUCAUUCUUUUUAGUGCAUUGAGUCUCGUGACCUCCCAUAACUCCCAUUGUA